AAUGGGAGUAGUACUGCGGAAUCUCCAAAAGGUGGUGCCUCUUCGCCGCGCCAGACUGCGCAAGGACGUUGACACACUGAGGCACAUACUGGGCGUCCAGAAAUUUGACCUGGGCAUCAUUUGCGUGGAUAACCACAGGAUUCAGCAAAUUAAUAACAUAUAUAGAAAGAAAAAUGUGCCUACGGAUGUCCUCUCAUUUCCAUUCUAUGAGGACCUGAGACCUGGAAAGCUGCCCUGCCCCCUUCAUAGGGAUGAGCUGAACCUUGGGGACAUUUUCUUGGGGGUCGAGUUUCUGAUGCAGCAGUGUCAGGAGGAAUCCCUCGAUCUGCACGGAGCCCUCACUGUUGUCACUGCACAUGGUAUCUGCCACCUGUUGGGCUACAGACACGAGACAGAGGAAGAAUGGGCUGAGAUGCUGCAGAGGGAAAGCUACAUUCUGAGUGAGUACAACAGACUCACAGGGAGACAUCUAGAGCCACUGACAAAGAGAUGCAGUCACGACAGGUGACAGUGACUGUCACCUGCUAACCUAACAGUUGCACUAUGGCGCUUGAUCUUGUUCACUAUCCUGUAACCAGGUGGACUACUGUUUUAUUCACUGUCACGCCCUCGUUCCUAAACAAAGGACACCGGAUGCAGUCUUCUCCACACUCACAAUUUGCAGCGAUUGUUUUUAAAAGGACUUUAAUCAGCUGGCAGUAGACAUACAGCCAUUUGAUUGUGGAUACCCUUUUCAAACAUCAAAUUAAAAAGUCUGUGCACUUUCA
Siniperca chuatsi (mandarin fish) is the source of this 767-nucleotide messenger RNA. It is a transcript of the gene ybey, whose product is annotated as ybeY metalloendoribonuclease. The transcript is spliced from 4 exons. The record is from RefSeq and is a predicted model, not a curated record. Bases 2 to 508 code for a protein of 168 amino acids. Gene Ontology annotation, molecular function: metalloendopeptidase activity. Gene Ontology annotation, biological process: rRNA processing. Lineage: Eukaryota; Metazoa; Chordata; Actinopteri; Centrarchiformes; Sinipercidae.